AUGAUAUCAACUAACCCUCCUAAGCGUGUACGCUUAUUUGAGACGGACCCAAGUUUACGAGAACAACAACACUUGCAACAACUUCAUCCUCAACAACUUCAACUAAACUUACAACAAGAACAACAUAACAUUCAAAGACAAUUAUAUCAACAUAAUCCUGUUCUUGACGAAUUUUCUUCUCAACAGCAGCAACCCUUUUCGAUAUCUCCUGAGAACACGAAUUCUUUAUCGUCGUCUAUGGACCUUUGUAACAAACAUGAAGAACCUUUGAAUAAACAAGACUUGCAACGACUUGAAAAAGUCAUUGAUUUGAUAUUUCCGAAUAAAUCUGCCGCUGCAAAAGAAGCUGUCUAUAAUCUUUUAAGAUCCUCACCAAAUGUAUCAUCCACGAAAGACGAUGAUACAGCUUCUAUAGUUCUCGACCUUCCAAUGAUUGUUGACCAAGGCCUCGAAGCUGAUCAAAUAAAGUCUCCGUUGGGUCAUAUGUUAAACCAUACCUUCCCCAGUUCUAUAGUUGAAUUAGUUGGAAAACUUAACAAGAUGUCUAUAAAUCCUGCAAGACUAGAUUUUAUUAAUCCAAGCGCGAGUCCAUCUUUAAUAAAAUCGGGUUCUUCCAAUAACUUUUCUUUAGCUAAUCCGGAUCCCCCAACAAAAGAAUUGCGUAAAAAAUUGAUAAAUGAUUACUUUAACAAGUUUAAUGUUGUUGUUCCUAUUCUCGAUCGUAGAAAAUUUGUCGAUAAAUGGAAAGAUAAAUCUCACCCUUCUGAAUUGCUGGUUAAUUCGACUUUAGCCGUAGCUGCGGCAAGGUAUUCUAAUGACCCGUCGAUACAAAAAACACCUAAUAAACCAGGUGGCGUGUUUUUCGACUACGCAAAGAGAUUAUUAGAUGCAAUGUACGAUACUCCAAGGCUUGAAACUGUCCAAGCUUUACUUCUUUUAAGUCAUGCGGAGGUUGGUGUAUCACGCAUAAAUAUACAAAUGGCCCAUGCGUUGCAUCUUGAACGGGAUGAAAAUUCUAUAGAUCCGGAAGAAGAUGAAGAGAAACGCAGAGUGUUUUAUUGUAUUUAUUGCUGCGAAAGAUGGUCAUCAUUCUCAAUGGGCAAACCUUCUAGUAUAGACGAUAUAAAUAUCAAUGUUCCCUUACCAACAUUGAAGUCUUUCGGUUUUUCAACAAGGAGCUUCUUCAUAGCACUUGUGAAGUUAUCACGCAUACUUGGUCAAAUUUGGAAAUUUGGUUAUUCUUCUCAACCUAAAGCGACUCAUACAGGUUGGUUUGAUCAAGUGAUGGAUAGAAAAAGUACGCUAAGACAAAUACGUUCGGCAUUAGCAAAGUGGUUAAAAGAAUUGCCUGAUGAAUUACAAUAUCAAUAUUUGCCUAAUACCGACCCACGAAGUCUCCUUCAACUGGCAACAUUUUCUAUGUUUUCUGGUUAG
Dentiscutata heterogama is the source of this 1434-nucleotide messenger RNA. Lineage: Eukaryota; Fungi; Glomeromycota; Glomeromycetes; Diversisporales; Gigasporaceae. The record is from the annotation of a GenBank genome assembly.